Elaeis guineensis (African oil palm) is the source of this 1105-nucleotide messenger RNA. The record is from RefSeq and is a predicted model, not a curated record. Lineage: Eukaryota; Viridiplantae; Streptophyta; Magnoliopsida; Arecales; Arecaceae.
UUGAUAAACCGAAGACUUUGUGUGACUUGAAGUCUCCAAGCAGGAGUUUGGAAGGUUGUCCUUCAUGGGAUUUUCCCUUAACCUCACCCUUAAUGUCGGUAACAAGUUCAUGGAACUGGAUGCUCUGCAUGUUCACCAUGUGCCAACCCAUUACACAUAUAUUUUCCUUCGGUGCAGCUAGCAACUCGUAGGGAAGUAGGAACCACGGUAUUGGUUGUUCUAUUGGUUCCCGCUUUGGAGGAUGCAUGCAAGAAUUUGAAUGUGACUACCUUGGCCCCGAUGGACAUCACGAACCGACCGGGAAAAGAAAAAAAGAAGUAGAAAAAAAAAAGUGAAAACAACAAAAAAAAACCAAGAAAGGAAUGGAUCUCGCUCCCAUACCCGGCUCUGGAGCCUCCCCGCCUGUUUCUAAGUCUUCGGGGACGCGGCGGGAGAAGGAGAUCGGAGAUGCAGACGGAGGCGCGGAUGAGGGCGGGGGACAGAGGCGUUUUUGGCCACUGCGCUGCCGUCGAGGGCGGGAUCCUGCGGUACUCGUCCGCGCACCCCUACCAGCAGAAUGGCCAGCAGAGGGCUACAACACCAGCCGCAGAUCGGGACGGUGGCGCACCGGUUGGCGGGAGGCGUUGCCGGAGAGGUCAGCAAGACCAGCACGGCUCCACUAGCUUGCCUCACUAUUCUAUUUCAGUCUGGAGCCAGCAUGGGUUGCUGUUGGAUGGGUUGGAAGGACAUGAUAAUCUGAUACCUCCAGAGAAGCUGAUAAAAGCCCAUGUAAGGAGACAAAUACAAGAAGCUGACUCUCCUGAAAGCAGCUCCAGCAAUGACAAAAUGGUGCAACCAGCUGGCCCUGGUUACCAGCUGGGAGCUAGCACAGAUAGCCAUCACACAAUAGAUCUGCAGACAUGGAACAAUCAGCACCCUAAACCACCUUCCUAGAAAUUACGGGUGGUAAGCCCAAGUUUACCAGAAAAGAUGACUGGUGAAGUAGCUGGUAUUGUAAGUUUGAAGUGUGUUUCAGCAUGUUGUAUGCCUGUUGGUUUAACAUGGUGAUGCAUAAGAGUGUUGCUGUACGCUUGCUUAUGUCCUUUAUUUAAAUAUCUGGUCUUUU